AUGAUGAUGAAGUGUGUGCGACAGCUGUCUGAGAUAUUGGCGUCGGAAGAGGCUUCUACUAUUAAUACUAGUAGCACGUGUAAGGCUUCGUUGGAAGAGUGGAACGCAGAGUUGGAAAAGGUGCUUUUUGCGGAUCCUGAUGAAGCCAAAGUCACAGCAGGAGACAAAGAGAACUCUGAGGAGAUAGAAGUAUCAGCAGACGAAGCCAAAGCCGAGAUUGAUGACGUGACGCGGAAACUGCGAGAUGCCUUUGUCCUCGCCUUGGCCAAGUCUCUUGGUACUGAAAGUACUGAGAAGACGGUCUGUGACCACUUAGCCUUGAUCAGUACUAGUACUGAGAAAGACGACAAUACUAGUGCAGACAUUAGUAUUGUCAUUGUGGAUGUCACUAGUUGGGCCUGGCUGGAAUGUGUGGUUCGAACGAGCAGUGUGUUUCUGAGGUGGUAUCUCCAACGGUUUCUACAAAAGUACCCGUUGGUCUAUCCCAUGUCGAGUGCUCCCUUCCAGUCCUUGUCCAUGCUCACCAUGAUUCUGUUCUUGAUUGAACACAAUGCAAAUAAUAUCGAGGAAGAUCAUGACGACAAUAGCCACGGACAGAGAUUUGCCCGGCAUGCGUCUCUUCUGUUGUUUUACGCUACCUUUAGUCCUCGUUCUCCCAAUGAUGAAGACAUGCAGAAAACACAUCAGCGCCUUGUCGACGACCUACGAUUCAUUCCUCGCGCUCUUUCCCUAUUAACGUAUCCCACACAAACAUCGGCACCCCUCACGUUGUCACUCAUUCGCAAUGUCCACAAUCUACUCGCGUCGUUUGAGGGAACCAUCAAGGUGGUCCAACAGACGGGAUUUCCGUACGACAGCAACACCGCCCAGGCACCCUGGAAUCCCAAACCCGACGAGAAUACCAAUGGACUCAUUACGUAUCCCUCUAUUUUUCGAGAUGUCCUCAUUUGGGCGCUCAAUGCGCCGCAUUUGCCGCCGUUUCCAGGUUCCACACAAGAUAAACGUCCCGAAUUGGUCGUGGAAAUAUUGGGCAUUAUUUUUGCCAUGGGAGGAACCGAAGUCUCACGAGCACUCCGCUAUCCGUGUCCCAAUGCCGCAUUGUCACAAUUGGUCGUGACAUCCCUGAAAUCAUUGUCAUCGGACGACGACAAACGAGUUUAUCAAGUCAAACUAUCGACCAUUACUAUUUUGACGGAUGCCAGUCCAUCGUUUGGAACGUUUUUGGUCGAACAAGGAGCAUUACCAGCAUUGCUCGAAAUUGCCCAACGACAAAUGGAUACCGUCAUUGAUAAUAUACAAGUCAAUGACAAGGCCGUCUCGGCAUUGGUACCCAGUUUGGCGGUAUUGUACAAAUUCUCGGCUGGUAAUCCGACGUUUCGGGAUGCCACCAAAGAACUCGUCUUUCCACCCGCUCAAGAAGAAGAGUUUUGGAAACUGGCCAAGGAACAACUACUACUCAAUAAUCAACAUCAAGAUGCGGCGACGGAUGAUAAUAACGACAACAAUAACAAUAACAAUAAACAAGUACCAGCCAAGAAUAAUAAUAUGCAACCGUUGGAUGCACCGCGUGGCACGUUGCGAUGGAAAUUGAUUCAUCUCAUGACAUGGACCGAAUCGCAUAUCAAACGAUAUGCCAGUGAAUUGUUGUGGGCACUCUGCGAGGAAAAUCCAAAAGAAUUUGUUCUACGAACUGGAAUGGGCAAUGCCAUUGGCUUUUUAGGGGCCAAGGGAAUGGUACAGAUUCCUAAUAAUAAUUAG
Messenger RNA from Seminavis robusta, 1758 nucleotides. The record is from the annotation of a GenBank genome assembly. Lineage: Eukaryota; Bacillariophyta; Bacillariophyceae; Naviculales; Naviculaceae.